UCAGGUGAUUCAUUGCUCUGACGAGAACACCCCUAAUGAUGAACUUGUCCAGAGUCCACUGCGUUGCGACUACCAGCAGGAAAGAAGCUGUCUGGUGUGUCUCUGGAGUCCUUGGGCAUCUGCUGCCAUCCUCUCCCAUGGGAUCAGAAGGAUCAUACAGAGAUGGCUUUCCCUUGCUAUGACUAUGGUGACCAAUGUUCUCAAUGGGAGGGUGACACCAAAAGCAAUGGGCGAAAGGCUGCAGGCUGUGUCCAACGGUCUAUGGGUCACAAUGGGCUGUGAGGUAGCCAUAGUCCCACCUCAGGUUCCUCUCUCCAGUCCUGUUACUGCCAGUCAGAGGGCAGCAGCUCUCAGCUGCCUUAAAGAACUGGUGCGAAUGUACCGCUGUUCUAUUGGCCAAGGGACUGCACAUGGUGUGUGUGAAUGGAAGAUCUCCACUGCUGUUGAGAUGACUCUAAGAAAUGCAAGCAUGUUUCCCAACAGCAUUUUCCACAACAGUUGGAUGAAAGUAUCCAACUCAGACCAGCUCCCUCCAUUGACCCUUGGUGAGUCCACCAUGCUGGAACAAACUGUGCCACCAUUGGCAAGUCUUUUCCCUAAAGAAGCUGCCAUGAUGAGUGCAAAACCCAACCGUGCCCAACAGCUCAGAAAGAAAAGCCUGUAUCACAAACAGCGUAAUGCCUCCUCCACACUCUGCAUGGUCCCAGAGAUGCUCCUUAUCCACACAAUUGGCAGAUUUAUUUAUAAUAUCUACCCCCUGGAGGACUUCUCCCCAUGGACCGAGGAGGUUAUUGAAAACCGUGUGGAGGUGACGCGGCAACUUUCCUUCCUGGUCCAGGAGGCCUUGGCCAAAUCUACUAAGACCAAAGCCCUACAAAGAGAACUGAGGAAGCUCUCUGAGCCGAACCAGAACUGUGGCCCACUGGAGCUCCAGCUGGGAGAUCUGCUAUUCACCAACUUUCUGAAGCAGUUCUCUUCACAGCGCCCCCUGUCACCCGAGGCCUUCCUGGACAAUCACCAGCUUUGCUUGGAAGUGUCACUUAUGGUGAGCAGGGUGCUUCUCCAGCACUGGACCCCCAGGAUUUCUUUCUCCCCUGUCUGUGAGGUGCAGGAAAUCAGCCCGAGACUGAAGCGUUGCCAGGGGGGUGUCAUCCAACACUGGUCCUCAACAGACAACCUCCUAGUGCUUGCUGAUGAAGGUGAUGAGGAUCUGCACUUUGUGGGUACGUUUUCUAGAAUGCACCGGUGCCCCCUGGAGUGGUCAAACCCCCGGCACCUCCUUUUCCAACGUUAUCUUCUACAUCCUAUCCGCUAACCAAAAAAUCCUGUCCUCUGGACUACAUAACCUGCACACCGACCUGUCAACCCUGUCCACCAACCUGCCACCCCUUUAAGUGUGCAUACCCUGACAGUCACGUUGGCUCAGUCUAGGCCAACCUCUCAGCACAGGCCAGCACCGUCCACUCCUCCAUCGAGACAUGCACCGCCCAUGUCUCAGCAGAGGCCAGCAGCAUCCACUCCUCCAUCAGCCUGCUGCACUUUCCGGGACCUUGCCCAAGCUCCCUUGGUCUCUGCAUCUGUGUCUUCCCCAAUUUCCUUUUUUGUGUCCUCUUCCAUCAGUCUCCUUGUCUGUUCCAGGCCCCUUCUGCUCGUUGUUCCCUCUAGGGAUUUUGGGUCUUGUCCAAUGUGGAUGAUGUGGUCUUCUGGUCCCUCUUGUCUCCCCUUCUAUUUCCAUUUAGAGGGGUGGUACUGUGAGGUCUCGUCUCUCUUGUCCUGCCUGCUCAUUUUUCUUUGUCCUGCCCACCUGCGUUUUGGCCUCAACCUGCUUAUUGUCACUUCUGCCAGGCUGCCAUAUUUUCAGGUUCUUUUCUGUUUUCACCUCAGUGUGUUUUGUGU
This is a messenger RNA of Esox lucius (northern pike), 1896 nucleotides long. RefSeq lists its product as uncharacterized. Lineage: Eukaryota; Metazoa; Chordata; Actinopteri; Esociformes; Esocidae. The record is from RefSeq and is a predicted model, not a curated record. Bases 179 to 1315 code for a protein of 378 amino acids. The transcript is spliced from 4 exons.